Molecule: messenger RNA, 2592 nt
Organism: Diaporthe citri
Lineage: Eukaryota; Fungi; Ascomycota; Sordariomycetes; Diaporthales; Diaporthaceae
Exons: 7
Coding region: 1-2592 (863 amino acids)
Source: RefSeq, a predicted model, not a curated record
AUGUCGUCUCAACAGCUUGAGAGGUUGGAGUAUUCGGCUGAAGUUGAAAGCCGAUGGAAGUCGUUCAAGACUUUUUUCGACCAGAACCGGGCUGUAGUUGUGAACCGAUGGCUCGCUAUGAACAAGCAACAGCGGAUGGACCUCUUGGCCGCAAAUUGGCAACAAUCUGGGAAAAGGGACUCUGAAAAGAACUCUGAAAUGCCCAAAGACCAUCGUCCAGAUUUAAUGGAAGUGGCACCAUGGAGAGACAAUUCAAACAAGUACAGGAAGCUACUGCCGUUAAAGACAGGCCUGGACGAAAAUCACCAACGAUGGCCAGACUUUAAUCAAGAAGACUUAACCAAGCGCGACGAGUCAUUCCUGACAAUGCUGUCUUAUAGGGCGCAGGAGCAUCCCGGUCAGUUCGCUACACUCGACUGUUACCGAGAUAACAAAUUUAUUGCGGCAAAUGAAGGCCUCGUCGACCUGGAGCGCAGUUAUUUCUACCAGCGUGGAAUGGCCGUGGUGACAAUGACAGGCGAAUCAGACGAGGGAGACGAGUAUGGCACUAGGUAUUUCCCUGAUGAUGAGGAGGAGGUCAUAGCGCUACAGGAAGCAGGAGGCGUUUGGGCCGAAGUGCCAGCUAUUCAAGCGAUGGUGAAUCAGCGCAGAAUAUACCAUUUCCUGCAAUCAAUGGUGUUAAGGAUUGGGUUCGGGCAGUCGUACAAAGUCGCUAACGAAACGACUGAAGAGAAAUGGCUGCCUGAGUCUCCAGAUCCCCAGGAUGUUGGAACACCCAAGUAUGAGACGGAACUAGGUACCUAUGUCGGUUUUCUCCGUGAAACCAUGCAUUACACUGCGAUGAACACCAACUUGACACUCAUGGUGCUUGGUAUCUGCUAUCGGCAAUCGAAUUCCUAUGCGGCCCGGCUCAGGGGUCUGAAAUCAAGCCCACAGUUGUUGUACAAUCACAUUUCCGACAUACGCGAACAUUCACAUCACGAGAUCGCGUAUUCCCUCAAUAACGAAAAACAUCGAUGGGCGGCUUAUAAUAACAACUUGAGGAACCCCGAAAUGGUUGGUACAUAUCUCAUCAAGGCUCUUCAUGACCUGACAGAAGGUCUGGACGCCUGGUCCUUCGCCAUGAGAACUUGUGCGGUUUUGGCAAGAGAGGUCGACAAAGAGGAGCCCGACUUCAACAGAUAUAUUUCUUUGCUCGUUUACCUCUGCAACGUCUUGAGGACCCGCUCACAACUUGAGAAUCUGAGAACAACGCUUGCGUGUUCUCAAGGUCUGAGGAAAUAUUUCAGAAACGCCUCGUUUGAUGAAAACAAUCCAAUUCCGGAAACUGUGGGGAAUCAACGGCUUCCCAAGGAUAACGAAGAAUCCUCGCUUAUCUCACUCCUCAAGGCACUAAGGGAAAAAGACGUGUAUGAUGCGAUCAGUUUCGAAAGCGACGGCUGGGCGGAUGAAAUCGUGACCCUCUGUCAGAGGAAAGAGACUGGAGAAAGGUGGAUGACGAACUUUGCGACUGACAAGGCAGAGGAAAGUCGCGACGCCAUGGGCGCCUUUCUGGCGACAAAAAGGAUGUGGGAAAGAGAAUAUCUCGCUCGAAUCUACGAUCCCUACGACGAAGAGGAGCGGAAAAAUUACAGUUCGCAUUCAGACAGGCUUCGCGCAAUCAACCCGAUGGAUAGAGCAUUUAAAGCCAUUGUGUCGAAACAUAUGAUCCCCAAUCCCAAUCUCAAGUUCGACUAUCCGGACAUUGAGGACGAUCAACAAGACGCGAAGCGUCGAGAACAUGCGGCUACAAGGAAAGCGCUCUCCGAAGACGCUAUCACAGAAUUGAACAACGCCAUCCCACUUGCGACGGCAGACAACGGCGCCGACGUUGCUCUCGACCACCCUCCUCCACCUCCUGAGACUUCUCCCCAAGAUGAAGCGAAUCCGCCUUCUACACCUCCUGGUCCUUCUGGCCCAGUCGACCCUCCUACGCCGACCGGGAUGCUAGCGGGCCUUUCAGUCAUUACACCACCAAGAAGGCAACCCCCCGCUAUGAGAACUCCAGAGAAAAAGACGACCGAUGAUGGCGUGAAAAAGACCACUCCGCCGACGCGCCGGCGCCCACGCGUUGUCACACCUCCGCGACGACCAGAAACCGACCGCCGGCGAGAACGAGCAGAACGGUACCGACAAUUAGUAGAGCGAGAGCCCGAGCUCCCUGCUGCCGUCCCCAACACUGCCCCUGACCCGGCGGGACAGUAUCCAAAGAUCGAGCUUGACUCCAAAAACUACGAGCUUUUAAAGAGUUUGAUGACGACUGAUGGGCUCUCGAGGCCGGGCACGGUUCCAUGGAAUGAUAUAAUUGGAAUCUUCCGGGCUAUCGGGUUUUCGACCACGGUGUCCGGCCGAUUAUCCCGGGGCGGUCUCCAGAUAUUCACCCCAACCGAGGCACUCCGUCAAUCGCAGGGUAUCGACAAACCGAUUUCAAGAGAUCGGCCCCAUGGGCCAGAUCUUGACUUCAAAAAAGCAAGGAAAUUCUUUCGUGGAACCCAUGGCUUCGGAAAGUAUCCAAACUGGACUUUCGAUCACUUCAAAGAGGCCGGCACAUAG